AUGUCGGCCAACGGCGAAACUGAGCCUCACGGCACGAGCGAGAUCGUUGACACAGGAAAGGGCAAAGGAAAAGCCGUUGAGGACUCAGCUCUAGCGCAAAUGGAGGAGGAUUCUGACGAGGAAAGCGGCGCUGAAGAGCAACCUGAUCCAGAAGAAGACGAGGACGAAGAUAUGGAAGAGAUCGACCCUUCGAACAUCGUCUCAGGACGCACCCGCAACAAACAGAUCGAUUGGGCAGAGGCUGAAGAGAAAUCCAAAGCAGCAGGCGAUGAAUUUGACGACGAGGACGAAGAUGAUGACGAGGACUUCGAAGACCAAGAUGAUGAUGAUGAAAUGAAAGAUUGA
Molecule: messenger RNA, 345 nt
Organism: Exophiala aquamarina CBS 119918
Lineage: Eukaryota; Fungi; Ascomycota; Eurotiomycetes; Chaetothyriales; Herpotrichiellaceae
Exons: 3
Coding region: 1-345 (114 amino acids)
Source: RefSeq, a predicted model, not a curated record